AACUGCCCUCUUCUCAUUUUUUUCCACUCUCUCUCUCUCUUGUAAUAAACAGAGCUACCCGCUGGCUAUUUAUUUCCACAUGUACUUAUCUCUCUCUCUCACUCUCUCUCUCUCUCUCUCUCUGCUUGAAGGUUGAUAUCGAUCCUUAACCAUGAAGCAAAAGAUCGUCGUGAGGGUGCAAUUCAACUGCGAUAAAUGCAGAUCCAAGGCCCUGCGGAUUGCUGCUUCUGCAUACGGAGUGACGUCGGUGGCGAUAGGAGGAGGGGAUAAGGAUGAAGUGGUGGUGACGGGGGAAGGAGUUGACCCGACGACCCUCACCGCCUCCCUGCGCAAGAAGUUUCGCUUCGCCACCAUCCGCAGCGUCCAAGAACUUGAAGAGGAUACUAGAACUGAACGCCACUCAUCAAAUGACCAAACUACCCCCUCUGCCCCCACUGAUCAGUACUGUUGGCCAUUCAAUUAUUAUACGUAUUGGUAUCCCCCAUCUCCACCUUACCACCUGCUUUACCACGCAUACCCAUCUGCUUCCCCUCCUUCCACCUGCUCCUUCAUGUAAUGAAGCUAGAUUAUGCUUAAUUAAUUACUUAAUACGUGCAUCCAUCAACAUGGAUGUGAUUAAUUUUUUAUUUUGAUUUAUGUUUCCAUUAGUUUGGAUCAAUAAUAUUAAUUAUAGUGAUAUUGCUGUUUUUGAAUUU
Malania oleifera is the source of this 695-nucleotide messenger RNA. Its product is annotated as heavy metal-associated isoprenylated plant protein 47-like. The record is from RefSeq and is a predicted model, not a curated record. The transcript has 3 exons. Gene Ontology annotation, molecular function: metal ion binding. NCBI's taxonomy places the organism in Eukaryota, Viridiplantae, Streptophyta, Magnoliopsida, Santalales, Ximeniaceae. Bases 152 to 556 code for a protein of 134 amino acids.